AUGAUGUCAACAACGUUGAAGCAUUUAAAAAAAAGAGUAGCACUUGAAAAAAUUUCUGAGAAGACAAAGAGAUCUAAAAUCACUGAUUUCAUUGCCAAACAAAAUAAUAGACAGGAAUUUUUGCCUCUAUUAGGUUCUUAUAUUGAUAAAGCUCAUGUGGAACCCCUUCAUCUGAAGAAAAAUGCUUGGCAGUACUUUUUUAAAGCAGUUUUGACAGAAGCUAUAAGAAAAUCUAAGCUGCCAGCUGAUUGUAGAAAGUUUUCUGAGCUUCCACCUGAUAGCCCCUUUGCACGAGUUAUUACAGCUUUACAAACAGAAGUAAAGACCAGGCACCUUACAAACAAGACAAAACAAUGGUUCCAUGAAUCUCAAGGGUCUGGAAAAGAUUCCCGUUGUUUUAGUCAUAAAUUCAUAAGAUUAAUCAAGUGGCUAAGCUGUGAAAGUGACUCCAGGAAAGAACGUCAAACAGUUCUUACUUUAGCUUAAUUAGGUGUGAGACUGAGAGACUGUGUUUCUCUCUUUAAUAGAUUUGAGAUACCAUUAGACCAGAUUGAUCAGCUUUCUAUUGCUUGCUAUGAGUAUUUUAAAGUAAAUUCAUUGUUUUUGCCAAGUUCUGUAAAUCCUACUAUCUGGACAUUGGGUCACUUUGUCCCCACUCAUUGUCGUCAGAUGCUUGAAAAGUAUGGGCAGGGGUUGGGAAUGGUAACUAUGGAAGGGCGAGAAGCAAAGCAUAUUUUCUGAAGAAAUUAAGUGAAAAUACAACAUAUCAAAACAGAUGGGUUGAAAUAUUUAGACAUGAAUAUGUGAUGCUGAUUUGGCUGCCUCAGCAAGGUUUUCAGCAGCCAGAAGCUGCAUGCAAAAAUGUAGCCUACAUCCCAGAGAGGGUAUUCAGUGAUCCAUCUUAUUGCUAUUGCGGUCUGUUAAAAGCAUGUCGUGAGGAUGCUAAGUGCUGUUUCUGUGGAGACCCAAUCAUAAAACGUAUUGAGCAAACUGUUAAGGAUGGAAAGAUUGCUCCACAGCUUUUGUAAUUAAUACUAAAUCUGUACAUAGUCUGACUCAAAACCACUGUUGAAUUGAGAUUAUAUUAUGAUAAAUUGUAUUAGCAGCAGGUAGGACCUUUAAGAUAGUGUUAGAAUAAAUUACACUUUGAUCACCCCUCUGUUUUGUGGUUUUGAUUAAAAUUUGUCCCAACAAAACGACUCUAACUGAACGGCAUUCCAACAUUGUUUCCAAUAUUGAUAAAGCAUGUGUAUUGUAUUUUAAUAGGAUUCAUAGUGGAGUACAAUUAAGGCAGGGCAAGAACUUCAAAUCAACCGAGUGCAUAAUGUUAGAACAACUUAUAAUUACAAACAGCCUGAAAUAUACUCCAUUCAGUCGAGUUCUCAUUACUUAUAUGCUUACGAAAAGGUGUAGCCAAAUUCAUUAGUGAAUUUUUAGUGGGCUUUCACCACUACUUAAAGUUCCUUUACUUGUUCUUUUACUAUUCUUCAUUAGGAAUUCUCGGACUGAGUCGCUGCUUAGCUCAGAUAACUGGGCAAAGUCUCGAAUAAGUCUGGUCUCUCGUUGAUAGUAGAUUACAUCUGUGUGUUUUUCUUCUUUGUACGAAACACCAUAAGCGGAACGGGCCUUUUUUACACACUGAAAAAUUAAGGAAAAGAUUUCCGAGGACAUCGCCCGUUUGAAAUCUACGGUCCAAGCGCUUCGGGCCUUCAUUCUUGGACUGAGGCCUCUAUGGAGCAUCUUUAGCCACAUCUUUACUUCCCCUUCGAGGACUGCUGACGCUGGAAUUCGUGACAUCUUAGCUCGUUUCAAAGAGCUUUGGCCCACGCAGUGUUUUUCAAAAAUUGAAGUGAGAGCUGUUUUCACUUCAUCUUCAAACAAAAAGAAAUUACUGACUUCAUAA
This is a messenger RNA of Pocillopora meandrina, 1903 nucleotides long. NCBI's taxonomy places the organism in Eukaryota, Metazoa, Cnidaria, Anthozoa, Scleractinia, Pocilloporidae. The record is from the annotation of a GenBank genome assembly.